AUGUGGCGGCUCUUGUACCUCUUCUUGCUUUUUGUUCGCGUCUAUUUUGCGUUGUGUCCCAGUUACCUUCAUCCCGAUGAAAUCUUUCAAGGCCCCGAACCUAUCGCGGGAUAUCUGUUCCCUUAUCCUAACCAUCGCACCUGGGAAUGGACAUCCUCCCACCCCAUUCGCAGUGUCUUCCCUUUGUGGCCGAUCUAUGGCUUGCCGAUGACUUUGCUGAAAUGGAUAUGGGCGCAAGAUGAAGAUGGCCUCGUCGAUCCCUCCACCAUAUACUAUACUCUCCGCCUUGUCAUGUUUGUGCUCAGUUUUGUCCUUGAAGAUUGGGCCAUUCAUGAUUUGGUUCAUUCUCCUCGACAGCGCCGAUCAGCCAUCAUAUUGGUGACUUCUUCAUAUGUUACAUGGACUUUUCAAACACAUACCUUCUCGAAUUCUGUCGAAACAAUUCUCGUAUUAUGGAGCCUGGUGGUGAUAGAGCGAAUCGUGGGUGAAAAUGCAAGUGCUUGCCACAGAAAUAGCAUAUUUGUCAGUUCGCUGACUUUCCAGCAGAAACGAACCGCCAUCGCCUCCAGCUUCGUUUUAGGAUUUCUUCUUGUUUUGGGAACUUUCAAUCGAAUCACUUUUCCCGCAUUCGUCGUGAUACCCGGCAUUCAAUUGUUGCCACACUUUUUGAAUAGACCCUUUUGUUUUCUUGCCAUCACCCUUUCCGGAAUUUUCUGGACCCUAAUCGCUGUCAUUAUUGAUACGGCUUACUACUCUGGCCCUGCAGCGACACGGUCAUUUGGAGCCUUAUACUACCAUGUCCGCAAUGCCCCCGUAAUCACACCGCUCAACAAUCUGUUGUACAACACCCAGACCAGUAAUCUUGCCGAACACGGUCUGCAUCCGCACCAUCAACACCUCCUAAUCAACUUACCACAGCUUCUUGGGCCCGCACUGAUCCUUCUCAUGUCUUCGGCCUACCCCUUUAACCUUGGCGUCAUCAAGACCAUGUUCAGCAAUGCCAGGCUCGCCUCUGCCGCCGCGGGAACUCUUCUUCUCAGCAUCAUCCCGCAUCAAGAACCGCGCUUCUUACUUCCCACCGUUCCUCUUCUACUCACCUGCAUCCGAUUCCCUUCUUCCGAUGUUUUGUACAACACUUUCUGGGCUUGUUGGGCCAUCUUCAACAUCGUCCUGGCCACCAUCAUGGGCAUCUACCACCAAGGCGGUAUCAUCCCGGCCCAACUCGCCAUUCCAUCCCUGAUUACCCAAUCCAUCAACAUCACACACUCAGAUGCCCACAAUAUCGAGGUCUUCUGGUGGAAAACCUACCCGCCACCUAACUUCCUCCUGGGCACCGAACCUGUCCACCCGGCGACCAACCGCUCCCUCAACAUCGCCACCGUCCCCCUCAAGGGCUAUCCGCAGAGUGAACUUGUCUUCAUGCUCAUGCAACACAUGCCGACCUGCGACCCGUCGCUCAUCGAGCGACUAGUCUUGCACAAAGAGAAGACAGACGUGUUCGUUGUGGCGCCGCUCGCGGCAUGGCGUCUCAAAGCCAUGGACCAAUUAGCCCCAGUUUCCAACUUCAGCUUUUCGAUCGGAUUCAACAUGCCGCCUGUCACCCUGACUAUGACGAACCUGGCAACAUUCAGGAGACAUGUCAAUCUCGACGACAUGGAUUUUGGGGACGAUGGUGUUUUCGAGACCUUGAAUCGUGUUGUUGGUCGAAGGGGCCUGGGUGUUUGGAAGGUUGAUCUCGUUUGUGAGCCUGUUGAAAUUGUAGACCGGCAUGGAAAUGAGAAACAGAAUCACGAGGAAGCUUCUCAAGGUUCAACGUCGAAAUUAGAACCUGAGUCGACAUGUCAGUCGGACGCUAUAUCUACGUCAACCUCUACUUUAAACCCACGAGGUACAACUUCAUUGACGCGUAUCGCGAACAAGAGAGAAGAAUUAUAG
Rhinocladiella mackenziei CBS 650.93 is the source of this 1935-nucleotide messenger RNA. RefSeq lists its product as uncharacterized. The transcript has 3 exons. The record is from RefSeq and is a predicted model, not a curated record. The coding region runs from base 1 to 1935 and encodes 644 amino acids. Lineage: Eukaryota; Fungi; Ascomycota; Eurotiomycetes; Chaetothyriales; Herpotrichiellaceae. Gene Ontology annotation, biological process: GPI anchor biosynthetic process. Gene Ontology annotation, molecular function: alpha-1,2-mannosyltransferase activity. Gene Ontology annotation, cellular component: endoplasmic reticulum membrane.